AUGGCAUCAGCGUGGUCCUGCUGGGUCCUCCUUCUGGUCCUGCCUGCCCUGACCCAUGCUGGGGGACCCGGUCCUGUCCUCGUCAGCCGCCCCUUUGUCACCAUCUGGAACAUCCCCACCGAGCGCUGCACCAAGAAGUACAAUGUCACCCUCAGCCUGGAGGUCUUUGAUGUGUUGGCCAAUGACGAGCAGUCCUUCAUUGGGGAGGACAUCACCCUCUUCUACAGCAACAAGAUAGGACUCUUCGCCUACUACACAUCUGAGGGGGUGCCAGUGAAUGGGGGGCUCCCCCAAAAUGCCAGCCUGGAGGCUCACAUCCACCAGGCCACCCAGGACAUCAAGGUGACCCUGCCCAGCCCUGACUACCGUGGGCUGGCUGUCAUCGACUGGGAGAAAUGGCGCCCACUGUGGAGCCACAACUGGGACUCCAUGGAGAUCUACCGGCAGAAGUCGGAGGAGCUGGUGCAGCAGCAGCACCCACAGUGGCCUCCCAAGGAGGUGGAGGAGAUGGCCAAGCAGCAGUUUGAGAGGAGUGCCUGUGAUUUCAUGAACAAGACCCUGUGGCUGGGCGAGAGCCUCCGUCCCAGUGCCUACUGGGGCUUCUAUGGUUUUCCUGACUGCUACAACAAUGACUUUGAUAGGCUGCCCUACAAUGGGACAUGCCCAGAUGUGGAGCAGCAGAGGAAUAAGAAUCUGUCCUGGCUCUGGAGGGGCAGCCGGGCGCUCUACCCCAGCAUCUACCUGCCCCUCCGCCUCAAAGGCACCAACAAGGUGCUCCCCUUCGUGCGGCACCGUGUGGCCGAGGCUUUCGCAGUCCAGCAUGGAAUCCUUGACAGUGGCAUCCCUGUCCUGCCCUACUCCCAGAUCACCUUUGAGAACACUCUGGACUUCCUUUCCCAGGAGGACCUGAUGAACACCAUCGGGGAGAGCGUGGCUCAGGGUGCUGCUGGCAUCAUUCUCUGGGGCAGCCUGGACUACAGCACCUCCAAGGAGAUGUGCCUAAGGCUGAAGGACUACGUGGAGGGACCCCUGGGCCACUACAUUGUCAAUGUGACAGCCAGCGCUGACCUGUGCAGCCAGACCCUGUGCUCCGGCCAGGGCCGCUGCGUGCGCCAGGACAAGCAGCAGGGCUACCUCCACCUCGACCCCUCCCGCUUCACCAUCCACCUGCAUGCUGGCAAGCCCUGGCUGGUGGGUCAGAGCCUGGAGCCUGGGGAGGACAUCUCCAAACUGGCCAAGGAGUUCAGCUGCCAGUGCUAUGACAAGUGGCAGGGACCCCGCUGUGACACCCAGGACUCUGCCAAGUGA
Cinclus cinclus is the source of this 1308-nucleotide messenger RNA. RefSeq names its product hyaluronidase 1 (gene HYAL1). The transcript is spliced from 3 exons. Gene Ontology annotation, molecular function: hyalurononglucosaminidase activity. The record is from RefSeq and is a predicted model, not a curated record. Lineage: Eukaryota; Metazoa; Chordata; Aves; Passeriformes; Cinclidae. The coding region runs from base 1 to 1308 and encodes 435 amino acids. Gene Ontology annotation, biological process: carbohydrate metabolic process; hyaluronan catabolic process.